Molecule: messenger RNA, 369 nt
Organism: Rhododendron vialii
Lineage: Eukaryota; Viridiplantae; Streptophyta; Magnoliopsida; Ericales; Ericaceae
Exons: 2
Coding region: 1-369 (122 amino acids)
Source: RefSeq, a predicted model, not a curated record
AUGAUCAAUUGGCUUCAAGGUUGUUUUACUACUGCUAAUUAUUCUCUGAACAUCAAUGGUGAAGUCACUGGGUACAUAUUAGGGCAAAAAGGACCUAGGCAAGGCGAUCCACUAUCCUUCUAUGUUUUUGUGAUUGUGAUGGAAGUUCUCACUUGCCUUCUAAGGGAGAAAUCCCUUCUUCCUGACUUCCACUUCUGGGAGUUGACCUCAGUCAAUCAUAUUCAGGAUGCACUCUCUAAAUUUCAAAUCCUGUCUAGCCUUUCUCAUAGCCCUGGGAAAAGUAAUAUUUACUUCUCUGGAGUUAAUGCAGUCACUAGGCUGGCCAUUUUGGAUGUCCUGAAGUUUAAAGAAGGCAGUUUGCCUGUCUAG